This is a messenger RNA of Anguilla rostrata (American eel), 2039 nucleotides long. Its product is annotated as GRB2-related adapter protein-like. Gene Ontology annotation, cellular component: COP9 signalosome; plasma membrane; cytoplasm. Gene Ontology annotation, biological process: signal transduction; regulation of MAPK cascade. NCBI's taxonomy places the organism in Eukaryota, Metazoa, Chordata, Actinopteri, Anguilliformes, Anguillidae. The coding region runs from base 389 to 1036 and encodes 215 amino acids. The transcript has 5 exons. Gene Ontology annotation, molecular function: phosphotyrosine residue binding; epidermal growth factor receptor binding. The record is from RefSeq and is a predicted model, not a curated record.
UUGAUCAGUCCACUCUGCUGCUCAGGGGAACUUUUCUGAGGGCAUUCAGAGAGCUUUUUUUUCCCUCCUUUGUUUGUUCUGGUUUCCUGUUUCUGUUCAGUUCCCUGAGUAAGCGACAGGAACUACCUCCCCCCAUCUCUCUCUCUCUCUCUCUCUCUCUCUCUCUCUCAGACGGUGCUGACCACAGCCAGUAGGCAGCAGGACUUGGCUUCUUUCUCUCUUUAUUCUUCUCUCCUCCUCGUCCUCAGGCUUAUUAUCCUUGACACCCUCCAGUCAAUACGAAGCUGCGGACUCAGCUGUCUCUGGUCUCCCUCUCUCCCAGGGGGCAAGCAGGACAGCUCCGGGGGGCACACGGACACAGCUCCGGGGUAGGGGGGGGGACACAGGGAUGGAGGCUCUGGCUCUCUACACUUUCCGAGCCACGGAGAGCGAUGAGCUCAGCUUUCAGAAGGGAGACAUCCUGAAGAUCACCAACAUGGAGGAUGACCCUAACUGGUACACAGCUGAGCUGACGGGGCACAGAGGCUAUGUCCCCAAGAACUACAUUAACGUGCGACCCCACGCGUGGUUUGCGGGACGGGUCUCCAGACAGGUAGCCGAAGGGCGUCUUCGACAGCAGGAGUGCGGGGCGUUCCUCGUGCGGGAGAGCGAGAGCGCUCCAGGGGAGUUCUCCAUGUCCGUCAGCAGUUAUGGGGAUCAUGUGCAGCACUUCAAGGUCCUGAAGGACCGAGAGGGCCAGUACUUUGUGUGGGAUGAGGCCUUCAGCUCCCUGAACCAGCUGGUGGACUUCUACAAGACCAACAGCAUCGCCAAGGAGAGGACAGUCUUCCUGAGGGAGGGGAAGCUCUCGCCAGGGAAAGCCCACCAUGGCUAUGCCCUGUUUGACUUCAAACCCCAGCACCCCUCCCAGCUACACUUCCAUCGUGGUGAUGUCAUCGACUUCCUGGACUGCUCUGACUCCCAACGGUGGAAGGGGCGUUGCCAUGGCCGCGUGGGCUUCUUCCCCCCAGAAUACGUCCAGCCCAUCUAUCACUGAUACCCUCCCCCCCCCCCCCCCUUCGCCAGCCUCCUUAUCUGAGGAGGGCGAGGAUGCAGCAGACCAAACUACACAAACUCCCACUCCCAGAAAUGUAUGAAUAUUUAUGGAAGAUUUAUGGAUAUCACAUCGUUAGUGAACAGAGGAUCAUGGGACCAGCUGUGCUCACCGACCACAGGCACUGCAGGAGAGGGACAGCUGGGGACCACCUGGAUUAAGGGUUUGAAGGGGGAUUGGUGCAGUGACUGACGACAGAAUGUCCUCACAAACUACCCAUGACCUGACAAAAUAAAGGCAACACACCUUUCACGGCUUUUUCACAGAGGGAGGUCUUAAAAACUGCGUGUAAAAAUGUGCAAAGAACCACUGUGAAAAGCAAAAACAAAUCUAAAGACAAAAAAAAUGUAUCUGACAAAACUUACUUAAGAGGCACUAAAUACUCCAUUAAGAUUUGAGCAAGAAUCGUAUAAAAUUGUUGAUGUUCAUCUUUAAAAUCCAUGCCCUAGAUACUCUGAGAAGUAUUACAUUUCAAACACAGAAUGACAGCUAUACUAAAAAAAAUUAACAACAAAUAAAUGAAUGCAUUGAUGAUUAUAAUGAUCAAUAUUUGCAAUAUGUUGAAUUUUCCAUUUUCAAUGUUUUUAACAUCUGACUCACUCCUGCUUUUUCAAACACAAUUUUUUGACUGCAUUGUUGAAUCAGCUGAGCCAUUUCAACAGACAGCUUCUUUCAACUUGCUUAGUGUAAAUACUCUAUUCAUAUAUAAAUGUACAAAUUAAUAUUCUAAUAUUUAACCAUGCGGGUGAAGAGUAUCUUUAUUCUUGUAUCACAGCAUGGUCAGUAUUUCCUGAGAUAAUUAUUAGCAUGUGUACAGUAAACAGAAGGCAGAUCACGCUUAUCACUACAGGCUCCCAGUGUCCAUAUGCUUUUACAUCAUAACCGCACACUUAUUAUGCCUGAUAAUUGUAAAGAUAUCAUAAAAAUAAAAUUUUACUUGACAUAA